AUGUUCUCCUCCAGGCGUGCCGAGUCCACCACCAGGAGCUUCUCCAAAGGUCACAAGGUCUCCAAGUCGAGCACCUCCUUUCGCGAGAGCAGCGGUGUCUCCAAGAAACGCCACGAGUCGUCGUCUCGCCACCGUCGCCCUACCACAGCUUCCACGGCUGGAACCGUCGAUACUUCCAUGACCAAUGGCAUCACCUCCAGCGUCGUCACCCUCGUCGUCGGCGCCGAGCAGCGCCUCUUUGCCGCCCACGAGGACGUCCUCUGUGCCAGUCCCUUUUUCGCGCAGACGCUGCGCACCACGUACAUGGACCCGGCGGCCAAGCGCAUCGCGCUCCCCGACGAGGAGCCCGAGAUCUUCAGCUCCAUCCUCGAGUACCUCUACAAGGGCGACUACUUCCCGCGCCUCGCGCACAACAAGCGCCGCAACUCGUGGGAGAUUCAGGCCCCGGCGAGCGACGAGGAGCAGGCGCGCGUCGAGAGCACCGUCUACCACCGCAGCUUCGACGGCGACCUGCUCAAGGACACGGUCAUUUACUGCGCCGCCGAGCGUUACGGGCUGUCAGAGCUCAAGAAGAUUGCUCUCCGCAAGCAAGGACUUCAAUCUGGCAUCCAGUGCAGCACCAUUUUGACGUCGGCUCGCUACGCAUACGCCAACACGCCCGACACAGACUCCAAGCUGCGCGCUCACUACCUCGCUCUCAUCAUCCGCUCCCGCAACACCUUCAAGCGCAGCGGGACCAUGCAGCUGGAGAUGCACAACGGCGGCACGCCCCUCUUCUUUGACCUCUUUGUCGCUCUCUGCAAUCACGUUGACGACAUUGCAUCGGGGCAGAACACACCCAAGUCUAAUCGAUUCUUCUCCUAA
Akanthomyces muscarius is the source of this 864-nucleotide messenger RNA. RefSeq lists its product as uncharacterized. The coding region runs from base 1 to 864 and encodes 287 amino acids. The record is from RefSeq and is a predicted model, not a curated record. The transcript is spliced from 4 exons. NCBI's taxonomy places the organism in Eukaryota, Fungi, Ascomycota, Sordariomycetes, Hypocreales, Cordycipitaceae. Gene Ontology annotation, molecular function: protein binding.